Molecule: messenger RNA, 1188 nt
Organism: Plasmodium relictum
Lineage: Eukaryota; Apicomplexa; Aconoidasida; Haemosporida; Plasmodiidae
Product: Plasmodium exported protein, unknown function
Exons: 2
Coding region: 1-1188 (395 amino acids)
Source: RefSeq, a predicted model, not a curated record
AUGAAUAAAUUCAUCUUUUGCUUGAAGAUUGUUACAUGUUCCCUUUUAUUAUGGAUAUUCCAAUGCUUUUUCAAUUGUAAUUCCAGUAAAUCUGUGAUUAAUAAAAAUGUAAAAGAGGAAAUAUUGGGAUUAAAAUAUAAAAGAGCACUAGGAGAAACUACAGAAUUAAAAAAUGAAGGUCCAUUUGAUGAUAUAAAAUUUAUAGAUGAUGAAAACCAAGAUGAAGGAGAUGAAGCAUUGACACAGGAACAAGAAAAUGUUCCAAAAAUAGAAACUACAACUCAAUUAGGUGGAUAUGAAGAAUAUAGUAGUGAUGAUGAAGAAAGUGAAACAGAAGAGUUGUGUAAAUUCCAUGCAGAAGUAUCCGAGAAAUGGAAUAAGAAUAUUACGCAUAUGUGGAAUGUUUUUUGUAGUCAAACAAGAGGAUUUGAUGGCAAUUGGAGAGCCCAUAAGUGGUAUGAUGUAUGGCAUUCUAGAUUAAGUUAUGAAAAUUAUAAAAUGGAUGUGGUUGUUUUUGAAACAUCUUAUCCUCUCGAAGAAAAAAAAAAAUUACUUGAUAAAUGUUUAGAAGCUAUGACGAGAGAUUUCAAAGAUUUUAUGUCUCAAUGCAAAGAAGAAUGGAAUAAACAAGCAAUGCUUGAAGCUGAAAAAAGAGAACAACAAAAAAUGAUAUUACAAAAAGCAGAUGAUUCCUAUGAAAAAGAGAAAGGAAAAAAAGAGGAAUCUGUAGAGUUACUUUCUUCACCACUUUAUAAAAAUGAAAAUGAAGACAAAAAAAAAUUCUACCAAAAAUUAUCUAAGAAUUGGAAUGAUAUUAUUAGAAGUAUGUGGAAACUCUUUAAGUUAAAAACAGAAGGAAUCAAUGAUGCAUGGAGAAAAAAAAAAUGGAGUGAAGAAUGGCAUUCAGUUAUUACUAUGGAAAAGACUGAUUUACAACUAAGUUUUAUUGAAGGGCACGUUCCUUUUGGUGAAAGAAUUCGUUUAUUUGACGAAUGGACAUUUAAUCUCUUAAGUAGAUUUAACUUAUUUUUGAAGACAUGUAUCGCAGAAUGGAAUGAAAAAAAAUUAAUGGAAUCAGAAGGUGCAGAAGGUGCAGAAGGUUCAGAAGGUUCAGAAGGUUCAGAAGGUUCAGAAGGUUCAGAAGGUUCAGAAGGUUCAGAAGAUUCAGAAGAUGUAGAAGUUGAUUAA